This is a messenger RNA of Cyphellophora europaea CBS 101466, 1107 nucleotides long. RefSeq lists its product as uncharacterized. The transcript has a single exon. The coding region runs from base 1 to 1107 and encodes 368 amino acids. The record is from RefSeq and is a predicted model, not a curated record. Gene Ontology annotation, molecular function: oxidoreductase activity. NCBI's taxonomy places the organism in Eukaryota, Fungi, Ascomycota, Eurotiomycetes, Chaetothyriales, Cyphellophoraceae.
AUGUCGACCGUAACCACCACCAAGUUAGACACUUCGCGUUCACUGCCUCCCACCGACUCCGAGAACGGUUCCCUUCGGGUUGCUGCAACCUUCAACUACUGGGCAACUGCUUCCCUCCCCACAAUCAACGAGAUCCAGGCCAUCUUCAGCGGUCGCUCUACUGAUACUCGUGCCGUACCAUGUAUCGUGCAUGAUCUCCGCGCUCACGACCUUUCACAAUACAAUCUCAAUGAACACGCCUUCGCUGUUCUCCGCCAUUCGUCCGCUCUGCUACCGCCACACUCUGCCACUGUCCCCUCUUUCCACGACAAUGAGCUUAUGACUUCGGCAUAUUGGCCCGAGCUUAUUAGCCUCCUGAAGUCGGCACUCGGCGUCCGUUCUGCAGUAGCAAUCAACACCACCGUCCGCGAUAUCCCCGCCUCCUCACCCAAGCAGCUCAAUCCCGAUAAUCCCCGCGCCGACCCCAAGGCCAGUUUCCACCCUUUCUUUGUAGUCCAUGGCGAUUAUACGCCUGCAGGUGCCAGGGGCCAUAUGCGAGCCAUGCUGCCAAGCUACUUUGAGGACAACUCAUGCCAAGAGAGCACGACCCCCGAGGAGAAAGCGAAGUUCUUCGCACUACGGCAGGAGAUCUUGAAUGCAGAAGACGCAGCAAUAGCCGCAGACGGAGUUAGAGAUCAAUGGGACUGGAGCGGGAGGAACUACAACGGCCCCCGCUGGGCCAUGUUGAGCGUCUGGCGGCCAUUGGAGACGGUGUUACGAGAUCCGCUGGCGAUCAUGGACCCUCGGACACUGUUCACGGGCAAACCUCAGGCUCAGACGUACGCGAAGUUUGAACGCAUGUACCGGGCCAGGCCGGGCUUCGAGCCGGAGUACAAGAGCGAGAACAUGCUCCCUAUCGCUCCGUCGGACGACGAAGAGCACUGGUGGUACUGGCUCAGCGAACAGAAGCCCGACGAGGUGUACACGCUGAAGCUGUUUGAUAGUGAGGCGCACCGUGAGGGAAGUCAGGUGGCAGAAUGUGUUGCGCACAGCGCGUUCAACUUGCCGGACCAGGACCAGCAGCCAUUGAGGCGCAGUGCCGAGGUGAGGGUCAUGGUCAUCUGGUAG